Messenger RNA from Odobenus rosmarus divergens (Pacific walrus), 2927 nucleotides. RefSeq names its product F-box protein 40 (gene FBXO40). Gene Ontology annotation, cellular component: cytoplasm. The transcript is spliced from 4 exons. Gene Ontology annotation, molecular function: zinc ion binding; ubiquitin protein ligase activity; protein binding. Bases 135 to 2264 code for a protein of 709 amino acids. Lineage: Eukaryota; Metazoa; Chordata; Mammalia; Carnivora; Odobenidae. The record is from RefSeq and is a predicted model, not a curated record.
CUGCGGCAGCUGACUGAGGCACCCCCAGCCGCUUCCUGCGAUCGGCUUGCUCACAGUCAAGGGACACAGGUGCAGCAGAUGCUGACUCAGCCCGUGCCAUUAAGAUUUAAAAAGCAAGAAGAAAUUAGGAAGCUAUGGGCAGGGCACGCAGGCCUCUACCUGGGCAGCACAGGCAUUGCGAGAAAUGCUUUAACCGUCACUGCCACAUUCCUGUGGAGCCUGAUGUCUCCUGUCUGGUGAUAAACUGCCACCUGUCCUGUGGUGCCAUCUUCCACAUGUGCAAAGAGGCAGAGCAUGAGCUCCUUUGCCCUCUAGAGGAGGUUCCAUGCCUCAACUCCGAAUAUGGCUGCCCCCUUUCCAUGUCCCGCCACAAGCUGGCCAAGCACUUGCAAGUGUGCCCUGCCAGUGUGGUCUGCUGCUCCAUGGAGUGGAAUCGCUGGCCAAAUGUGGACUCUGAAACAACCCUUCAUGAGAACAUCAUGAAAGAGACCCCCAGUGAGGAGUGUUUGGAUACAGCUCUGGCCCUCCAGGACCAGAAGGUCCUUUUCAGAUCUUUGAAAAUGGUAGAACUUUUCCCAGAAACUAGAGAGCCCACUGAGGAGGAACCUACUGUGAAUGGUGAAGCCAGCUGGGAGGAAAUGGGAGGAGCAGUGGGUGGGGCAGAAGCCAGUUUGGUACCACAUGGAUCUCUAUCAGCAACUAAUGGAGAGAUGGCAGAACUGAGUCAAGAAGAACGAGAGGUGUUAGCCAAAACCAAAAAAGGGAUGGACCUAACCAAGUUUGACAAGUGGGAAAACAUAUUCAGCAAAGAGCAUGCAGCCUCUGCUUUAACAAGCUCAUCAGUAGGCUGUGAGAGCAAGAGUGAAAACAGCCCAGGGAAAGAACAGAUUUCUAGCAACAAUAAUGUGGUAGGAGAGGAUGCUCUCAAAGAGAAAGAACUGCAGGAAAACCAGAAGCAGCAGGACUUUCAUGGAGCCCUGGAAACGACAGGGCUCGCCCCUUGGCAGGAUGGUGUUCUGGAAAGACUGAAAACAGCUGUGGAUGCAAAAGACUAUAAUAUGUAUCUGGUGCACAACGGGAGGAUGCUUAUUCACUUUGGUCAGAUGCCUGCUUGCACACCUAAGGAGAGAGACUUUGUUUAUGGCAACCUUGAGGCUCAGGAAGUGAAGACUGUUUAUACCUUCAAAGUUCCUGUGAGCUACUGUGGGAAGCGGGCUCGUGUUGGAGAUGCCAUGUUGAGUUGUAAACCAAGUGAACACAAGGCAGUAGACACUUCAGAUUUAGGGAUUACAGUGGAGGACCUACCCAAAUCAGAUCUCAUCAAGACCACACUCUUGUGUGCUUUAGAAAGAGAACUUAAAGGUCAUGUCAUCUCCGAAUCCAGGAGCAUUGAUGGGCUGUUCAUGGAUUUUGCUACACAGACAUACAAUUUUGAGCCAGAACAGUUUUCCUCUGGGACAGUGCUGGCUGACCUCCUAACCACUGCCAACCCAGGGGGGCUCCAUGUGGAACUCCACAGUGAGUGUGUGACUAGGAGACACAACAAGAGCAGCUCUGCCUUCACUUUCACUUGCAACAAAUUCUUCAGGAGGGAUGAAUUCCCCCUACAUUUCAAGAAUGUCCACACAGACAUUCAGUCAUGUCUCAAUGGCUGGUUCCAGCAUCGAUGCCCUCUCGCCUACUUGGGAUGUACAUUUAUUCAAAACCAUUUCCGUCCCCCAGGGCAAAAGGCAAAAGUGAUCUAUAGUCAGGAGCUCAAGACCUUUGCCAUCAAGCCAGAGGUUGCUUCAGAGCUGAGUGAGACAAAGAAGAACCAUCUCUCAGGCCAUGGAGGGAAAAGCCAGAAUUGUCUAACCAGCCUGCCGCUGGAGGUUUUGCAAUACAUUGCUGGGUUCUUGGACAGCAUCAGCCUGUCCCAGCUUUCCCAGGUGUCUGUGCUGAUGAGAAAUAUCUGUGCUACUUUGUUACAAGAGAGAGGGAUGGUCCUCCUGCAGUGGAAGAAGAAGAGGUAUUCUCAUGGAGGCACCUCCUGGAGAGUCCACAGAGAGAUCUGGCAAUUCAGUAGCCUCUUCUCCAAAAUCAAGAGCUGGGAGUUUAACGAAGUUGCCUCCAUGUCUGAACACCUGAAGGCCUGUCCUUUCAAUGUUGUAGAGCAUAAGACCGACCCAAUUCUUUUGACCAGCAUGUGUCAGCUCCAGGAGCUGGCCCGAGAGAGCUUAGUCACCACCUUUAGAGCCAGACCACGAGGAAGACACACCUGCUAAAGAUUCAGAUGCCACCAUUCUUGGAUUCGCCCUCUGAGUUACUGAAAGUAGGACAGAGUGUGAUUUUGAGGACUUUCUUCUGUAAACUGCAUACACGCUUAUCUAGGUGUAUUGGAGCACGCACUGCCCUAAACCUGAGCAGUUGCACAAGGUCUAAGCAUUUCCCAAGCCUUGGCUUGUACACUUGCUAUAAGGGCCAUACUGAUAACAUUUUUCCUUCCCCCACCCUUUUUUUUUUUCCUAAAACAAAUCAGUCUGAGGAGAAAAUAGAUAACUUGAGGCCACUUGAAAGAUGAGCCCAAGUCUUAGGAAACAAGAGAGCAGUGAAAUUACAUAACCAGCACAGGCCUGUGCUUUUGUGGAGAACAUUUUAGUUGAUAAGCAUUUUCAAAUAAAUAUAGGGGGCAGGUAAUGCAGGAGGGGGCACUGAGGUGCGUCCCAGGGCACCCAGGGUUUGACGGUUCUGGAGCUGGGGUUAUCUUGAUGGUUAAGUCCAGGUCUUCUUUUAGUUGCUCCACCACCUAUAAGCCCAGGAAGUCCAAGCACAGCACAGCCCAAUAAAAUGGAGACCUUGGCUGAGCACAGCAGCCUCAAGGGCAUCACAGGCCAAAGAAUGAGAGGCAGAAAUGAGGUCACAGAGUUUGUUGUGGAGAAUCUUGGCAA